GAUGAGGAGCUUUCGAAGGCCAACCGAACAGUCUUUUUGGGAAACGUCUCCACGGCCGCCAUAUCCUCCAAGAGCUCGCGCAAAUCCCUGCUCAAUCAUCUCGCAUCAUUCUUUGAGAAGCUUCCACCUAGCAAGGACGGCACGAAAUACAAGGUCGAAUCCAUUCGCUUCCGUUCUACACCUUACGCAACGGCUAUACCAAAGAAAGCAGCAUUCGCCAAGAAAGAGCUCAUGGAUGCGACUACCAAAUCAACCAACGCAUACGUUGUCUACUCGACCGAGAAGCUGGCACGAGAAGCAGUUCGACAUCUCAACGGGACCAUUGUACUCGAACGCCACCUUCGUGUGGAUUCUGUCGCUCAUCCAGCCAAGAUCGAUAACAGACGUUGCGUCUUCGUCGGCAAUCUCGGGUUCCCAGCCGACAUCGAAGAAGGUCUAUGGCGAACAUUCUCCAAGUCUGGCAAAGUCGAAUCCGUGCGCGUAAUCCGUGACAGCACGACGCGAGUCGGCAAAGGAAUCGCGUACGUGCAAUUUGAGGACGAGAAUGCGGUGGAGCAGGCACUAUUGCUCAACGAGAAGAAAUUCCCUCCUAUGCUGCCGCGAAAGCUGCGCGUGAGCAGAGCCAAAGCACCCAAAAAGAACGCAAAGCCAGGAACCGGACGACCAACAGCCCGCCCAUCGACAGGAACAGGAUACCAACGAAAACUCACCGGCGCUGAAGCAAGUCAGAUGGGCCGUACGGGAAAAUUACUCGGACGGGCAGCAGCUGCAAAGGUGCGAAAA
Molecule: messenger RNA, 783 nt
Organism: Pseudocercospora fijiensis CIRAD86
Lineage: Eukaryota; Fungi; Ascomycota; Dothideomycetes; Mycosphaerellales; Mycosphaerellaceae
Exons: 2
Molecular function (GO): RNA binding
Source: RefSeq, a predicted model, not a curated record